UUGAUCGGUUGAGGAGGAACCCUGUAUCGUGGGGAGUUUUUCCACGAAUGAAAGCGUGGACGAAGGAGGAUAUAAACCUUGCAAAGAAAGAAGAUAGGAAAGCAUCAGGUGAUUAUGGUGGCCUCGGUUGUGUGGAUGUUGCGUACGGGGAACGUCAUCCUCUUGAAGCGAGGGACAAGAUGCCUGAAUCUGAAUACAAUGAAGUGGAUCCCCAGAUAGUAUCAACACGUAAGAGAAAAGGGGCCUUGAAAGGGAGACGUAAGUUAAUUCCUAAAUUAAAUCCUUAUGAGUAUAAGUUGCGAAGGAAAAUGCAAAAUGAUGGAAAUGCAGGCAGUAGUAAUGGAAGGCAAAAGUAUGGAAAUGCAUAA
Molecule: messenger RNA, 368 nt
Organism: Beta vulgaris subsp. vulgaris (sugar beet)
Lineage: Eukaryota; Viridiplantae; Streptophyta; Magnoliopsida; Caryophyllales; Amaranthaceae
Exons: 2
Coding region: 48-368 (106 amino acids)
Source: RefSeq, a predicted model, not a curated record